AUGGGUCUCGUUUAUAUUGGUACACCACUACAAAAGUUUUAUAUAAAUUUUGAUACUGGAUCAUCGGAUUUGUGGGUACCAAAUAAAAUUUGUACACUUUAUGAUCAGCCUCCUACAGCGGAUGAAGUGAAGCCAGUUGAUACAUUUAAUUCAAUGGACAUCAUGCAACAAAUGGGAUUUUCUUAUUUAACAUCUAAUUUACAUAUCAUGAACGCGAUAGCGGGGACAGUGAAUUCAGAUUUGUGCAGUGAUCAAAAUUUUAUAGAUAAGAGUUUACUGUACAGCUUGGCAGCUGGUAUUGUCCCAACUCUGAUAUCAAGAAAUACCAAUAAUAGAUUAAUUGAUCCAACUCUUAGUUCAGUCACAUCGGUUGAAUAUAUUCCCUGUGGUGGUUCGUGUGAAGGUGGAUCAUUUGCUCGUCUAUUUCAACCAGAUGGCAGUGUUGAAGUUGAUUUUCUUGUUGUGCCUGUUAGAAUUUCCAGUCAAAGUCAAAUCGUUGAUUUAUCUUAUGCACCUGGUUUUGUUAACAUUCAUCAUGAUGAUGGAGAAAUUGGAUCAAAAUUCAAGGAAUUUUUUCAUAAGAAUUCUAAUAAUCAUAUUUAUUUUGAUGGCGUUCAAUUUAAACGACAUUUAUAUCAAAGUCUAGCAACAAAAAAAUCGCUUUGUAAUCUUGAACUGAGUGAUACAUUUAUUAGUACGAAUGCGAGUGCACCAUGUUCUGUUCUAUUUACACAAGAUCAAUCGACCCUCAAUGAUAUUUAUUCAAAAAUAUUUCAACAAGUCAAACGAAACCAAUAUUCACUAUUACGUCAACAAAUUUUCAAUUAUUCUCAACUUUUACAUAAAUCGGUAAACAGUAUUCAUCAACUAAUGAUGAUUGAUAAUUAUUCGGCAUUUUUUCCCAAUUUAAUAAAUAAUCAGUUAAACACAUUUUUUGCUGCGGCGCCUGAGUUUUUGGGAUCAUCAAUGAAUAAACAGUCUGUUGAGCUUUGUUGCGCAUUCAUGGCACCAGCAUUUGGUAUUCCUUUACCGGAUAAAUUAAAACAAAAAAUAAAAGUUGUUAUCGAUUUUUAUUGUAAAUAUCAACAUCUAUCUGAUCGACAUAUUUGUCAAACGAUUCAAAAAGAUAGGUGUACAAAAAUUGAAUAUGACCAUGUACUUGCACUACAACUCAAUUUUAUUCCUCGUAUACUUGAAGAUUUUCUCAAUCGAGUAGUAAUUCGUCAUUGGUAUUUGAUUGAACAAAUGCUGAAUGAUAAUACUGAUGUGUUCAUCCUCGUCGUAUCAAAACCGUCAAAAAAAUGUCCUAAACCAGUCGAUGAACGAUUUGAAUUUCGUUAUUCAUUCUCAAUGUUAGAGGUGGUUAUUGCCAACAAUCGUACCACUGAAGAGAAAACUUUGAACACUAUUGCUCGUAUAAUAUAUUUUAGGGUGAUACGACCAAUUGUUGUCGAUGAUGAAUACAUACCAUCGUAUUUCGUCAAAACAACGGUAUUAUGGUUAUGUGAAACAAUGCAUCUACAAGAUACGUCAAGAUUCGAUGACGAGGAUUUAAUCACUAUGGGACAGUGGUGGAUGGCAUUUGCAAUUGAAAAGUUAUCAUCGCAUUAUUGCCAGCAUUACUUUUUAUCUGAUGUGAAUAUAUUGGAACAUUACAGUUCAAAAUUAGUGCAAACAGUAUCAAGAACGUUACAAUCGUUAACUAACCUUCCAAUUUUCGAUAAUGAUACCAUUGACGUAAUCGAACAGAACGAUUUCGACUUCGAUGAAGAUGACAUCAAACGUAAACAACAAGAAGAAGGAAUUGCAUACGAUAAAUAUCGCGAAAUGUUAGUAAAUGAUUUUCCUCAUUGUCGUCAUGUACUAUACAAUAACGAGAAAUGCUUCUUGAACGCCUACCGUUCGUGUGAAUUUGGUUCAGUUAAAUUUUGGCGACAAUGGGAAGAGCUAUUUCUUGAUUUUGUACCAAGCGAUAAAAUCGAACCAUAUACAUAUUCAAGCUUUGAUGAGAUACCAUUCAGUAAAUUUUAUGCAACCUUGUAUGCAAGCGUUAUUCAACUGAAAAAUGUUAUGACAGUGUUACCAUAUUUGAACCACAAAUUUGAUUUAUCUAACGUUGAUCCAUUUCCACACCUGUCUCGUUUAAUGAAUCAAAUCAUACCAAAUCUCUUUAAUAAACUUCAUAAUGAACAUGGUGGAACGGAGGGAGAUAAUAAUUCGCAUAACAUACCCUAUGGUCCAAAUUUCGCUUAUAAUCAGGUAUUGGAAUUUAUGAAGAAAGAACGUUAUUUGAACCUAGAUCCAAGUGAAUUACAACAGAUGAAGAAUGAUUGGAUCGGAUGUUCAGAUCAGGUCAACUUACAUCUACCUCCAAAAUGUCAGCAUCCGUAUGGUAAAAGUGGUCAAUGUGGUGCAGACACACCUGAUGGACCAUUACGUGUUCCGGCUCAUCCAAACAUUUAUCGGUGGAUCGAGCAAAUUUGUAAAGAAGAAGAUUAUGCUCGCUGUCGUGGCAUCUUAGAAGUAGGUAGUGGUGUAACAUCCAAAAACCGGCGAAAAGAAGACGAAGACGCUGAUUUCGAUUUGUGUGUAGCCAAAACGGCAUUAGCUAUUGGCGAAAUAGAGUCUGAAGGUUAUCUUCAUCAUGUAAGACGCGUAGCAUAUAAGUAUAUUUUUGAGGUUGGUGGAAAAAAGGACGUUUAAACUUAUAUUACAAGCUUUUUUUUCAAUAUCAUGUCUUAAUUGUGCUUUUUCCUUUUGAUUAAUUAUCUUUCUUUUAUUAACAACAUCUGAUUACUUUUAUAAUGUAACAAUCUAUAUUUUUUUCUAAACUAAUUGGCUUCCAAAAUGGGAAAUACGAAAAUGUAUAAAAAGUCAAUUAACUUGCAAACUGGGAAGCGACCGUUAGCUUGAGUGUAAGAAUUAUUUUUCAUAAAUAUAAGUUAUAUUUAUGAAAAAUAAUUCUUACACUCUUACUUUCUCUUGUACGGAAUCGAAUAUCAUAUGAAAAGAAAAAAAAAUGAAGGAAUAUAUAAUGAAGAGACAGGUAGAACUUUAGUUUGUUCUGUCGGGCUUAUCGAGAAGCAAUAAGAGAGAAAUGAAGACCAAAACAAAGAAAAUGCAAUAUGAAGCAAUGAUGCAAUAUGAAGCAAUGCAAAUGAAAGUAUUAAUGAGGAGAGUAGAUAACCGAUGUCUGAAAAAAACGGAGAAAAUCAUAGAUCAUAAUAUAUUUUGUCUGAUCGUGUGAUAGCGACGAAAGAGAGAAAAGAAACAGUCAAAGUUCAUUAAUUGCCGUUGGACGAAAGCGAUAGGUUUAUUUUGCGUAUAAAGUCAAUAUUUCCUUCAGAACUUUUUCUUUGUUUCCAUUCAUGAGUCAUUUUAAUUCGAAUGUCACGAGGAUGAUGGUUUAAAAUUCAUUCGAUAAUUCUUAGUAAAGAGAUAGCGAGAAAAGCUUCUACUCAAUCAAUGUGAAAACCUCGAGAAAAAAAUACAUACAAGGUAAUUUAUCAAUAUCUUUUCUGAGAGAUAUUAAGACAGUUUUAUAGAACCUUCUCGUUUGUUGUAGUUUCCCGUUCGUUGUGGAGUUGUGCUCAACCUUAAGAUAACGAAGUUUUGAAGAGAAGAAAUUGAAAGAAGAUCAGCAGAAAGAAAUUAAACCUCAUUUUGAGUUGCGAAAAGUGCUGUUUCGGAUUGAGCACCCCACGUCUUGCAGAAAGAGAAAAUCUGCACAAGUUCUUUAAAGAUUUUUUUUCUUGAAAAUUCUUGAUCAAGAACUUGAUCAAGAUUUAUUGAUACCUCUGCACUUGAUGUCCUUGGAAAAACUU
Molecule: messenger RNA, 3824 nt
Organism: Didymodactylos carnosus
Lineage: Eukaryota; Metazoa; Rotifera; Eurotatoria; Philodinida; Philodinidae
Source: the annotation of a GenBank genome assembly